Entamoeba invadens IP1 is the source of this 456-nucleotide messenger RNA. RefSeq names its product transcription factor MYB23, putative. The transcript has a single exon. The record is from RefSeq and is a predicted model, not a curated record. NCBI's taxonomy places the organism in Eukaryota, Evosea, Mastigamoebida, Endamoebidae. Bases 1 to 456 code for a protein of 151 amino acids.
AUGUCAGCGUCCUCAACCACACACGUCACUUCAAGCGAUUCUUUCGAUACGAGAGUUUCCAGAGAGAAACGUAUUCGCAAGCAAGGGAAGAUGUGGGAUAUCAAGGAAGACGCCAAAUUGCUGGAAGCUGUGCGGAAGUAUGGCGAGUCGAAAUGGGUAGAAAUAGCUGAGAUGGUUGGGACGCGGUCGAGAAAGCAGUGCAGAGAGAGAUAUAUCAAUCACUUGAAUCCAACUAUCGACAACUCAAAGUGGUCGACUGAGGAAGACAUGACCAUUCUUAGACAAUACGCCCUCAUCGGCUCAAAAUGGUGCUCAAUUGCUUCUUGCUUGAACAACAGAACGGCAAGAGCAACACGAAAUAGAUACUACUCGCUUGUUCACAAGAAGAAAGUAGUGAGUUGCUUCACUCCUGUCGUUGAUGGGUUUUCCAUUUCAAUUGGUGGAAAUCCAUGGUAA